Ornithorhynchus anatinus (platypus) is the source of this 2309-nucleotide messenger RNA. RefSeq names its product A-kinase interacting protein 1 (gene AKIP1). Gene Ontology annotation, cellular component: nucleoplasm. Gene Ontology annotation, biological process: regulation of non-canonical NF-kappaB signal transduction. The transcript has 6 exons. Lineage: Eukaryota; Metazoa; Chordata; Mammalia; Monotremata; Ornithorhynchidae. The record is from RefSeq and is a predicted model, not a curated record. Bases 263 to 820 code for a protein of 185 amino acids.
UUCCUGGCUGGGUGUCCCGGGAACGAGGGUGGGAGUGCGCGUGCGCGCUUGGUGGAGCCGGAGCUCCCCGUGCAGCGGCCAGGCCUGCUUUUGCAACUCGGGGGGAAGGGGAGGUUACCCCUGCAGGCUGGGAGCUGCCCGGAGCAUGGAGUCACCCCCUCACCUCUGGCCGCCUUUGCAACCACUAAAACCACUGAUGCAAUGAGCUCGCCCUCCUUCCCGCGCCCGCAGCGAGCUUGCUGCAGCUGCAGCCCAGGAAAGGAUGGCGAGCUGGCAGGUGCCCACGGUGGUGUGGGGGCUGGAUAGGCGCGCCAUGCAGCGAACAGCCGGCCUGGGCCAAGAAGUUCUCGAGCGGGCCAGGAGGAGGAGAGUGGACUGGACACCCCUUGUGCGGCUGGAGGAGCGAAGGGGAGAAGAGGAGUCUGUCAACCUCGAUGCUGCAUUUGCCACGGUAAUGGAGUUCAUGGAGCGUACCACGAGGCAGUGUAGGAAGUAUUAUUCCUCCGUGCCACCGGAGAACACGAAGGAAGGGGAGGUUGAUCACAUCUGCAGAUUUCACAGGAGAAAGUCAUGGCAGCCUUCUGCUUCAGGAAUGACAAAUCGCCAGGUAGGCCACACACUUCGAGAGCCCUACGGUGUAGUCAGAACGACCAAGUCUAAGCCAGCCACCCAGGAACCUGCCAGGACCUUUUCUAAAGACUUCUACCUAGAAGUUUCUCCGGGGACCUAUUCAGUCACUGCAUGCUCGAGCGAUUUACGGCAGACUCACGUGGUGGACGUUGAAGCGGGACAGAGUUUGGAAUUGACUUUCCACAUAUGACACCGGCCAGCGCCUUUUUAAAUACGAAGGAAUAAAGCCAAGAUGGCUGGACAUCUUUGGUUGUCUUAGCCAUACCCAGACUGACCUUUCCCUCUGGCUCUCCCCCUCUUGCCUCAUCUCUUCCCGCCAUUGACCUCACAAGUUCAGGGAGAAUAGUCCAUCUCGUAGAUGGGCAGUCUGAAUCUUAAGACACAUCUCUGACUAAAGACUUUGGUCUGUCAGAGGCUUUUUACGGCCUUUUUUUUUUUUUUUUUUUUUUAGCUCUUUGGCGAAAUCUUGAAAUUAAAUGGAGGGCUCUAACUUUUGUAAAUGAAGAGCACAUAGGGAAACACUGUCACUUGUGUGAGAGGAAAUACAACCCAGAUCAUGGCGGAUUCCAGGUUGACGGGAGAUGGAGCAGAGAUGAGAGCAGGUGGUGGGCCGGCCAGGUGAGAUCUCCAAUAUGGCAAAAUAAAAGCCCUGAAGGGAUCAGCGGAACAUCAGGGAAGAUGUCAUCGACACUUAGCAAGAGCCCCUUCAAGCAACUUGUGCAAGACUGUUCAGAAAGAGAAAAUGCCUGAUUUCUCUCUCCAGUAACUUCUAAUGAACCCUGUCCCCGGUGACUAGAUUUUCUAAAGCUCCUUUACGUUUUAAGUGGAGGAAAAUUCACUUUUUCCUAUACUCUUGGCAUAAGGAAUAACAACUCCCAAUGCUACUGUCACCUUCGUGAUAUUCCAAACACUCAGCUUUUCGGUGGGAAGACCGUUCAGAGAUUAAGUUCCUCCUGGCUUCCUACAGAGAGAAACUGGUAUUUGAGACUUCUCUGGAGUUUGAGACAAGAACAAAUAUUCAUCAAAACCUAAGAAGUUUUUUUUAAACUUUUCCCAACAAGCGACUCUCAGCCCAGCUCCCGCGGCACCAACCAGGAUGGAAGAAGUAUUUUACCCAGAAGAGAUGCUUCAGGUACCAAAGAGGGCAUGGCUGCAGUUGAGAAUAGAUUUGGUGUGGUGAGUUGGUCUCCGGCAGAACGGGAUCUUUACUGGAUCUAGAGAGGUUCUCUUUCCUCUUGUUAAAAUAUCUGGUCGUUCCUCACAGCUAAGACUUUCUGGGUUACACUGCUGCCCACGGAUUCCGAAGCCCAUGGAGUCUUACCUGGAACUGCAGUGGUUUUACUGGCCAUAAAGUGGUUUUCGUUACGAUCUUUCUGGUUCCGCUCCUCUCCGGUUCGCCGCAGGCUGCUCCCCCAUUUGCCCCUCUGCUCUUCCUCUUUGGGGACCAACGGCAGCUUUAUGCCCUGCCGAACUGGCUCCUCUCCCUCUCCGAAACACUGGGCCAUCUCGUUCCUGGAGCAAAAAGGGAAGCAGGUGGCACCAGUUGCCAGGGCCUUAAUCUGCGGGAAUGAAUUUAACUUUGCGUGGUGCAAUUUUUUUUAACUCAGUUCCUCCAGGGUCAAAGACUCCCUGCUUUAGACUCUAUUUUAUAAAGAAAUAAAAGCCUUUGAAUUAUUUUU